UGUUAACCCCUUCCAUGUCAAGGCUAAGCAGCCGUCGUUACUCUGUCGUGCAGCCCAUUUGUAUAGGAGCCCUGAACGUGGUCCUGAGUUCUGCUACUAGAGGAAGCUCUUCAGACACAGUGACGGAAUGGGCCCUUUUCUCUGUGCUGCCUGGUUUGACCUGAUAUAAGCUUUAAGGGUUAAGAACAUUGCAGAAGGAAGUUUUACCAGGUCUGGAGAGAGGGAGGAACAGACCAGUAUCUCCAGUAUCAUUUCAUGCCUGGUCUUUGACCACAGCACCGACUGGUAAGACUUGGUCAUCUUCUGCAUUCCACUCACCCCAGCCAUUGUUUGGCAGUGGGAACUGGCCCAGAUGGGACCACAGGAUGAGGCCAGAGUGAUUGUGGCAGCCAGGGUGAGACCUAUGAGUGAGCAAGAAGAUGCCAGAGGAGAGCAGGGAACCAUGUACUGUCCAGACCAGCGCCACCUACUGGUUUGCCAUGGAGGCCGUGAGAAGGCCUUCUCAUUUGACGUGGUCCUGGGGCCACAGAGCUCCCAGCAGGACGUGUUUGAGGAAUGUGGCAUAAAGAAGCUGAUUGACAUGGCCAUUGUGGGGUUCUCAUGUACGGUGUUUGCUUUCGGACAGACAGGCUCCGGGAAGACCUACACAAUCACAGGACCGCAUUCACGGUUCCUAGGAAGCUCACAGGAACCUCAAAUGUAUGGCUUGAUGCAGAGGUCGGUGUCUUAUCUUCUCGACCAAACCCAAUCGAUGGAUGGCGACGUCUCCUUGAGUGCCUCUUACCUGGAGAUCUAUAAUGAGCAGGUCUGGGAUCUCCUCACUCCCUGGUUGACGUCCUCCUUGUCUGUACGCGGAAACCAAACUCACGGCUUUUAUGUGGAGAACUUGUCCACCGUUGAGUUUGGCUCUCUGGAGGACUUUAUGAAACUCCUGGAGGCAGGCUUGAGGAGCAGACGCACAUCCUCGCAGGCCCAGAAUGAGCACUCCAGCCGCAGCCACUCCAUCCUGACAGUCUCCAUUGGAGCUAAAGCAGCUAAUGGGGAUGAAGGCACAGCCACCAUGGGGAAACUGUGCCUAGUGGAUCUAGCCGGAAGUGAACGGUUGAGGGGGCCCAGUUCCUCAGAAGAUCUCCUGGAAGAGGCUGCCAACAUCAACCGAAGUCUCUUGUCUUUGGGCAAGUGCAUAUCCGCACUAGUGGACCCUAAGAAGAAGAGCGGGCACAUUCCGUACCGCGACAGCAAGCUCACCAAGCUUCUCUCUGAUUCCCUGGGUGGAGCAGGCAUCACACUCAUGAUCGCCUGUGUGUCCCCCGCUACAGCCAACCUUCAGGAGACCCUGAAUACUUUGCGUUAUUCCAGCCGAGCCAAGAGAAUCAAGAACAGACCGAUAGCCAAACAAGUCCUACAUGAGAAGCUGGUGGUCGGCUUACAGGGAGAGAUCCGUUUGCUGCGCAGGGAGAACAUGCUGCUUCGACAACAUCUUUCCUCAGUGGAAGAAUCGGCCAGAAGAUCUUCUGUACCCGUUGCUGUCCGCUAUGGCAGUAGUGAUCCGCUAGGGAAGGUUGAAACUGACCAUCUGGCAGAGGGGUCCUCUUGCUCGAGUGCGUGUCUUAAAGACCUGCUGCAGGAGGUCAUGCAAGAAAACAGAAAACUGCAAGUGGAAAAGGGAGCAUUACUCAACCACAUCCAGUCCUCCAAGCAACAGGGGGCGCUCUUGUCACUUGAGAAAGCUCAGUUGCUGCACAAACUGGAUGAACUGCAAAGUGUCUGCUGCAUGUGCAGGGUGAUAUCGGGCACCGCACACGCCACCUGCUGCUGCUCGGGUCCAUCGCUGUGUGGGCAGGUUGCUCGCUGCAGCCUGCAGUGUCUCCAUCAUCAGCUGCCAAUGGCUGUCAUCAGCCCCCUGCACAGACGCCGUGCUUUGGUGGCACUGCCUCCUCUCCGGGCCCUGCAGGCUGUUGCCUGUGGGGAGAAAUAUCCAGCCCAAACUGAAAUCCAGAGUGAGCCUCCCAGUCAGAGCGCAGGACUUCAUGGACGGAGGAGCUCAGGGACAGAGAGCAGGGGCCACGUUCAGCAUUUCCCGGCUCUGAGGGACAGCAGGGCCCUCUGGGGUCAGCCUGUGGAGCCCCAGUCCUGCAGGUCUCCCAUCGAGGUGCUCCCGAGUGCCCCCCCCAUCUCGGCACUGAGCAAAGGAGCCACAACUCGCUGAAAAGUGCAGUGAUGUUUCAGUCAUAACAGCUUGCAGCCUAAAAGAUCAUCAUUUUGAAUGUCUCGGCCAUGCAGAAGAGCUCAUGAAAUAUUGCUUUUAAAAUGUAAUGUUCGUGUUUUUGCAUCGCGUUGAACUCACUUGGUCCCUGCAUAGAUCAACCAUAAAUGCAAAAUGACUCUGGCUAAAGAACCUCUGGCCUGUUAUCAUCCAGAGCAGCAGAUUCAGAUCUGAUUGACUGGAAAAAGAGCAGCAGCUUCCAUCACAUGACUAUGAGCGCAUGUUCACUAGCCACCACAGUAAAAUGCAGAUAAUACCUUUUUAUUCUCUGUAGUUCAUUUUCCAAAAUGAUUUCAUUCAUUUGUACAUUUAGCUAUGAAAUAUUAAAACAUUUGGUUACA
Brienomyrus brachyistius is the source of this 2607-nucleotide messenger RNA. Its product is annotated as kinesin-like protein KIF12. Lineage: Eukaryota; Metazoa; Chordata; Actinopteri; Osteoglossiformes; Mormyridae. The record is from RefSeq and is a predicted model, not a curated record. The coding region runs from base 353 to 2209 and encodes 618 amino acids. The transcript has 17 exons. Gene Ontology annotation, molecular function: microtubule motor activity; ATP binding; microtubule binding. Gene Ontology annotation, biological process: microtubule-based movement.